AUGGAAAGAGGAAACUGCUCAUCCUUAACUGAAUUCACAUUCUUGGGAAUUACCAAUAACCUUGGGAUUAAAAUGACCUUAUUUAUCACAUUUUUUGUUGUUUAUCUCAGUAACCUCCUGGCAAAUCUGGGAAUGAUUAUUUUAAUUAGAAUGGAUUCCCAGCUGCACACACCCAUGUACUUUUUCCUCAGCCACUUCUCCUUCUGUGAUGUCUGCUAUUCUACAGCAAUAGGGCCCAAGAUGUUGAUAGACCUUGUAGCUAAAAACAAAUCAACCCCCUUCUAUGGCUGUGCUCUGCAAUUGUUGGUCUUCUGCCUCUUUGCAGAUUCUGAGUGUCUACUGCUGGCAGUGAUGGCCUAUGAUCGGUACAAGGCCAUCAGCAGCCCUUUGCUCUAUUCAGUCAGCAUGUCCAGCAGAGUGUGCUCCCUGCUCAUGGCUGGGGUUUAUCUGAUGGGAAUGACAGAUGCUGUGAUACACACAACAUUAGCAUUCCGCUUAUGUUUCUGUGGGUCAAAUGAGAUUAACCAUUUCUUCUGUGACUUACCUCCACUCUUUCUUCUUUCCUGUUCUGAUACAAGGGUCAAUGAGUUGGCAUUAUUCACUGUUUUUGGCUUUAUUGAAUUGACCUCCAUUUCAGGAGUCCUUGUCUCCUAUUGUUAUAUUAUCCUUUCAGUCUUGAAGAUCCACUCUGCUGAGGGAAAGUUCAAAGCUUUCUCCACCUGCACCUCCCACCUAACUGCUGUGGCCAUUUUCCAGGGAACUAUGUUCUUCAUGUAUUUCAGGCCGAGUUCAUUCUACUCUCUAGAUCAAGACAAAAUGACCUCAUUGUUUUAUACCCUUGUGAUUCCCAUGUUAAAUCCACUGAUUUAUAGCCUACGGAACAAGGAUGUGAAAGAGGCUCUAGAAAAACUGAAAAAUAAAAGAUGGUUUUAA
Hippopotamus amphibius kiboko is the source of this 933-nucleotide messenger RNA. Its product is annotated as olfactory receptor 5W2-like. Gene Ontology annotation, biological process: G protein-coupled receptor signaling pathway; sensory perception of smell. The transcript has a single exon. Lineage: Eukaryota; Metazoa; Chordata; Mammalia; Artiodactyla; Hippopotamidae. Gene Ontology annotation, molecular function: olfactory receptor activity; odorant binding; G protein-coupled receptor activity. Bases 1 to 933 code for a protein of 310 amino acids. Gene Ontology annotation, cellular component: membrane. The record is from RefSeq and is a predicted model, not a curated record.